Messenger RNA from Cucumis melo (muskmelon), 1352 nucleotides. RefSeq lists its product as uncharacterized. Gene Ontology annotation, biological process: proteolysis. The transcript is spliced from 7 exons. The record is from RefSeq and is a predicted model, not a curated record. Bases 1 to 1089 code for a protein of 362 amino acids. Gene Ontology annotation, molecular function: deNEDDylase activity; cysteine-type peptidase activity. Lineage: Eukaryota; Viridiplantae; Streptophyta; Magnoliopsida; Cucurbitales; Cucurbitaceae.
AUGGUCGUGUAUGGGGUUGGUGGAUACGUUACUCCAACAACGUACUUUCAUUCAGUUAAGAAAACAUCAAAAGAUGAGGCGAACAUUCUAGUUGAGAAUGAAGAGCUCCGUAGGCGAGUUAGUGAAUUAGAGGCACAAAUUCGCUCAAACUUAUCUACACCGUUGUUUGCACACGGGAGUUGUUCAAGGCCAAUAGUGUUAGAGGGGAUUGAAGAGAAGGGUAAGAGAAUAGAAGUGGAAUCGUUGGACAAACCAAAACAUAAGGAAAAGAAAGGGAAGGAGGUGAUGAAGAUGAAUGAACCAGAGUUGGACGUCUUGAAGGAGAGGGACUUAAUAAAAAUGCCUACAGAAGUUGUAUGUGAAUCGACAUCAACUUUGCCAUUAGCGUUGAAGUCGAUUCUCAGAUAUGCUGAGAAGGUAAUGGAGAAAGAUUCCAGCAUCACUUUUUCACUACCUGCUGACCUUUUUGGCGUUAGUCGAAAGACUUCUGUGCUUCGAGAGGAUAUCGUUGAUCUUUGUAACAUGAACGAAGUGAAAACGUUUACAUUGGUGGCCUAUAUGAUGUACUUGUAUUCGUCUGUUAGUGGUUCGAAAGAAAAUAUGCAGUAUGUCUUUGUAGAUCCGUCCCUAAUCUCUUCUGGAAACACACAAGAAUCUCGAAUUCGAAACUUGUGUAGUAGAUUGAUGGUGUCCAAACCCGACCAAGUAGUUCUUGCUCCUUUUAAUCCCGGGGGUCAUUGGGCACUGCUUGCUAUAAAUGCGUAUGAGGAUACAGUGUUUUACCUUGACUCGCUAAGGACGACAUCAAAAGCAACUACAAGAUAUGUAACCGACACAGCAAUAGCAAUAUUUCACUCGCAAAAGAACAUUAAUAAAAGCAGGAAACAAACUUUAUGGCGAACAGUAAAGUGUCCACUACAAGUCGGGAGCACUACGUGUGGAUACUAUGUCAUGAAGUAUAUGAGAGAAAUUGUAAAUAGGGGAAGCAUUGUCAUCUCGGAUUCGAUUGAUACACGAAAAUCAUACUCACAAGCCGAGUUAGAUGAGGUGCGGGUUGAGUUGGUAGAGUUUUUGGGUUCGUACAUGUGAUCUAGGACUUAUGACGUCAUCUCUGCAAAAGGAAAUUAACUUUAUUUUUUGUGGCUGAUUUUUUGAAAUGUUCAUAUGGAGGGUAGAGGUUAAUUGAUAUACUUUUGAGACUUUGUAGAGGAUUAGAGUUUAGGUGAAUUGUUGAUAGGUGAACUGUUCAUAUAUGUAGGGGGUUGCCAUUAUGAAAGUUUAUGGAUUGGGGAUGAUAUACUUUUGGGCUAGGUUAGUUAAAUAGAUGAUGUUUAGUUCAAUUCUUGGAAAUC